Tuber aestivum (summer truffle) is the source of this 1613-nucleotide messenger RNA. The record is from the annotation of a GenBank genome assembly. NCBI's taxonomy places the organism in Eukaryota, Fungi, Ascomycota, Pezizomycetes, Pezizales, Tuberaceae.
ACAUUCCGUUAUUCAAAAGCCCGCAAUGUCCCUCGAUAAUCCCAGAUACCUUUCGGAGCUUUUCUUAAAUAUACGUGGCCGUUCUAUCGCUUGGGAUGCUCACGUCCGCGCUGGCUUGAUUACAGAUUCGGAUGUCAAAAAGAUCAAAGCAAUCGAUAAGGUAUUGAAGGAGAAGCAGGUUAGCGUGGUUGAAAAGGAUGUCGACGGCUACGCUGCGCUCGUCCUGGGCCCCGAGGGGGCAUUGAGGAAAGCUACAGAUGGAAAGAGGAUGGAUGUCGUGGCUUAUAUGCUCGUGUUAAUGGGUGAUCUCUUGGAGGGUGUGUGCGAUACAUUCGUUUACUAGUUGUCUGGAACCAACCCAGAUUCAAUCGCGAAACCUCAAGGAGAUGGGCUCUCUACGAUGGUGAAUCGUGUUUGGCUGACCGCAAGCGCUGGUCGUGUUAGGUGUUCCCGCGUUCACCGACUCUCUUUUAUCUCUUCCUAUGCCAUUUGCUCAUCUCCUGUCGCUGCUGUCGCACACGGAUGAAUCAACCCCUCUCCUCAGCGCAUCUGUCCUUACUACGCUUCUUACCGCCUAUCUGAAAUCUUCAGUAAAGCCCUCUGCCGAUGCCCGCAACGCCCUUCCAAAGUUGUACCAUUUUUUCGCAGGCCUCACCAAAUCAUCAGAUGGACAUCUUCAGGAUAUAGCGAUUCAAUCUUAUGUCUCGCUACUAAGAAGCACGUUUGCCAGGGCUAUCUUCUGGGAUAUGGAGGAGGAGACUGUGGCUCCUAUAGUCAGGAUCUUGGAGACGGCGGCCGCCGGAAAUGGCGGCGGAAGUGACAGAGUCACUGGCGUCACUGGUGGGACUGGCAUAGUUCAAGGAGGGGUGGGGUUGCAGCUGCUUUAUCAUGUUUUACUUGUGAUUUGGGAACUCACUUUCGAAGAGUUGGUGGCCGAAGGAAUUAAUCCGUACGUUCAAUACUAUAUAUUAUUUGAGUGCACUACUGAUCGGCAAUGGUAUAUCCUUAGGAAAUAUGACGUGAUACCUCCCAUAACUGAAAUACUUCGUUCAUCCUUGAAGGAGAAGAUCACCCGAUUGGCGCUUGCAACUCUUGCAAAUCUUGCUACCGAAUCACCAUCUACCAAUCUACCGCCGCUCCUUCUCUCGAACAUACUUCCGUACCUUCAGCAACUUUCUUCACGCUUCACUUCCGCGUCCGAUCCAGAUCUCACAGCCGACCUCUCGUCCCUAAUCGAAGCUUUGGACUCUUUCCAAUCUUCACAAACCACACUCUCAUCCUACCGACUUGAGAUUAUUUCCGGUCAUCUCCGCUGGUCCCCACCUCAUCGCAAUGAAGGUUUCUGGAAAAGGCAUGCAAGGGAGAUUAUGGAUGACACGGAGCUUGUGAAGGCGCUUUCACGAGUUUUGAGCGGCAGCACAGAUAAGACUGUACUAGCCGUUGCUGCGAACGAUGUUGGUGUUUUGGUCAGAGAAGCUCCUGGGGGCAGGAAGAAGUGGGAAGAACAAGGCGUUAAGUCUAGGGUUAUGGAAUUGAUGGGUGAUAGUGAUGCGGAGGUCAGAUACGAGGCCCUGAAAGCGGUACAAGGAUUCCUGGCCAACGCUUUUAGUUAG